Molecule: messenger RNA, 376 nt
Organism: Tupaia belangeri chinensis (Chinese tree shrew)
Lineage: Eukaryota; Metazoa; Chordata; Mammalia; Scandentia; Tupaiidae
Product: small ubiquitin-related modifier 3
Exons: 2
Coding region: 8-376 (122 amino acids)
Molecular function (GO): protein binding
Source: RefSeq, a predicted model, not a curated record
CGCAACCAUGUCCGAGGAGAAGCCCAAAGAGGGAGUGAAGACAGAGAACGACCACAUCAACCCGAAGGUGGCCGGGCAGGGCAGCUCUGUGGUGCAGUUUAAGAUCAAGAGGCACACCCCACUGAGCCAGCUGAUGCAGGCCUACUGCCAGAGGCAGGGGUUAUCCAUGAGACAAAUUAGAUUCAGGUUUGAUGGGCAACCAAUGAAUGAAACAGACACUCCAGCACAGCUGGAGAUGGAGGAUGAGGACACUAUUGAUGUCUUCCAGAAGCAGACCAGGGGAGCAUGGGAGACCAGCUGCCUGUUGAUAACAGGAGUUAUUUGUGAAUUUGAUACUCACGAUACAGAUCUCAUAAAGUUGUUCAAGGUCAUAUGA